UGGCCUCGCGCGGUGGUUCCGCGGGAGGAGACCUUUCGCUCCUUCUCUCCGCGUGUGGGUUCCGGGUCCCGGCGGGGCGGCGCUGCAGCCGACGCGCAGGAAGGUGAAGAAUUGAAUUUCACCAUGUCUGGAAUCAAGCGAACAAUCAAAGAAACUGACCCUGACUAUGAGGAUGUAUCUGUGGCCCUCCCAAAUAAGCGGCAUAAAGCGAUUGAGAGCUCAGCUCGAGAUGCAGCUGUGCAGAAAAUUGAGACUAUUAUUAAGGAACAGUUUGCUCUUGAGAUGAAGAAUAAGGAACAUGAGAUUGAUGUCAUUGACCAGCGACUGAUUGAGGCCAGAAGGAUGAUGGAUAAGCUCCGAGCCUGCAUUGUAGCAAACUAUUAUGCUUCAGCUGGCCUCCUGAAAGUUUCUGAGGGAUUAAAGACAUUUGAUCCAAUGGCUUUUAACCACCCUGCUAUCAAGAAAUUUUUGGAAUCACCAUCUAGGUCAUCAUCUCCUACCAAUCAGAGAUCAGAAACCCCGUCUGCCAAUCACUCUGAAAGUGACUCUUUAUCUCAGCACAAUGACUUCCUGUCUGACAAAGACAAUAACAGCAACGUGGAUAUGGAGGAAAGACUCUCAAGCACCGGGGAGCAGAGACCAAGCCGGAAUACUGGAAGGGACACGUCUAGUAUCAGUGGCUCCCACAAACGGGAACGACGGAAUGCUGACCUCACAGGAGACGAGACCUCCCGACUGUUUGUCAAGAAGACAAUAGUAGUCGGCAAUGUGUCCAAGUACAUACCUCCAGAUAAGCGGGAAGAAAAUGACCAAUCAACCCAUAAGUGGAUGGUGUAUGUCCGAGGGUCACGGAGAGAGCCCAGCAUUAAUCACUUUGUCAAGAAAGUUUGGUUCUUCCUUCAUCCUAGCUAUAAACCAAACGAUCUUGUGGAAGUUAGAGAGCCACCCUUUCAUCUGACUAGAAGAGGCUGGGGUGAGUUUCCUGUCAGAGUGCAAGUUCACUUUAAGGACAGCCAGAACAAGCGGAUAGAUAUCAUACACAAUCUGAAGCUGGAUAGAACCUACACUGGCCUACAGACCCUGGGUGCAGAGACGGUAGUGGAUGUUGAGCUUCAUCGGCAUUCGCUUGGUGAAGACUACGUUUAUCCUCAGUCAUCUGAAUCAGACGUAUCUGAUGCCCCUCCUCCAUCCCUGACGAUUCCAGCCCCAGUGAAAGCUUCACCAGUGCCCCGGUCCCCUGAGCCCGCAUCUGCCGCCCCUGUGGGAGAAGGAUUCCCAGACAGCGCUGAAGCUGAGAGACACAGUACAUUUUAUUCUUUACCAUCUUCGUUGGAAAGAACACCCACUAAAGUGACAUCAGCACAGAAGGUCACCUUCAGUUCACAUGGCAAUUCUGCCUUCCAGCCCAUCGCAUCGAGCUGUAAAAUUGUGCCACAAAGUCAAAUGCCUAAUCCUGAGUCACCUGGCAAGUCCUUUCAGCCCAUCACCAUGAGCUGUAAGAUCGUCUCAGGUUCUCCAAUAUCAACUCCAAGUCCAUCACCAUUGCCUCGAACACCAACUUCCACUCCAGUUAAUUUGAAGCAAGGCACUGCCAGUUCUGGUGUCAGCAACCCUCAUGUUAUUGUAGAUAAGCCUGGGCAGGGCAUUGGAGCCUCCACUCCAAGUACAGGAAGUCCUACAAGCAAGCUUCCAGUGGCCUCUCAGGCUUCCCAAGGAACAGGGUCCCCGAUUCCUAAAAUUCAUGGAAGUAGUUUCUUAACAUCUACUGUGAAGCAGGAGGAUUCUUUAUUUGCAUCUAUGCCACCCCUUUGCCCAAUUGGUAGUCACCCUAAAGUGCAAAGCCCAAAAGCUGUUACUGGAGGACUCGGGGCUUUCACAAAGGUGAUCAUCAAACAGGAACCUGGAGAAGCUUCUCAUGUGUCCACAACAGGAGCUGCCAACCAGUCAGCAUUCCCUCAGUAUGUGACUGUGAAGGGGGGUCACAUGAUAGCUGUGUCCCCUCAAAAACAGGUCAUAAGUGCUGGAGAGGGGACGACUCAUUCACCAAAGAUUCCACCCUCCAAGGUUGUUGGUGUGCCUGUUGGCUCUGCCUUACCUUCCACAGUGAAGCAGGCUGUGGCAAUCAGUAGUGGCCCAAUUCUUGUCGCCAAGGCCAGCUCUUCUGUCACCAAAGCUGUUGGCCCAAAACAAGUUGUGACCCAAGGAGUUGCCAAAGCAAUUGUGAGUGGAGGUGGAGGGACCAUUGUUGCUCAGCCAGUACAGACCUUAACCAAGACUCAGGUCACAGCUGCUGGGCCGCAGAAGAGUGGCUCCCAGGGCUCAGUAAUGGCAACCUUGCAGCUACCAGCCACUAAUUUGGCUAACUUGGCAAACUUGCCUCCGGGCACUAAACUGUACCUUACUACGAACAGCAAGAACACUGCAGGAAAAGGGAAGCUGCUGCUGAUUCCUCAAGGAGCCAUCCUUCGAGCUGCCAACAGUGCCAACCUGCAGUCUGGCUCCGCUACUGCUGGUGGCAGUGGCAGCAGUGGUGCAGGGGGAGGCAGUGGAGGUGGCGGUGGCAGCGCAGCAGGAGGACCCCCAAGCACCUCUGGCCCAGGAGGGGGCCCCCAGCAGCUGACUUACACAUCCUACAUCCUCAAGCAAACCCCCCAGGGUACAUUUUUAGUUGGCCAACCAUCACCCCAAACACCUGGAAAACAACUGACUACUGCAUCAGUUGUUCAAGGAACACUGGGGGUCAGCUCAUCGUCUGCACAGGGACAACAGACAUUGAAAGUCAUCUCUGGACAAAAAACCACUCUGUUUACACAGGCAACCACUGCUGGGCAGACAUCGCUGCUGAAGUUACCUGACAACACCCUGAAGUCUGUGCCAGCAGCUCCACAACUCGCCAAGCCUGGGACCACAAUGCUGCGAGUGGCAGGGGGUGUGAUCACAGCUACUCCCUCCCCUGCUGUGGCCUUCUCGGCAAAUGGUGCUGUACACCAGUCUGAAGGAUCAGCCCCCGUGUCAUCCUCUGUCGGUUCUAUAAUCAAAACUCCUGGGCAGCCACAAGUGUGUGGAAGCCAGGCCACCGUGGCGACCUGCAAGGGCACAGCUCCUGCUGCUGUCACUGCCACAUCCCUGGUGUCUGCACCAAGCUCCAUUUCUGGGAAAGCCACAGUGUCAGGAUUGUUAAAAAUUCAUUCCGGUCAGUCCAGUCCCCAGCAGGCUGUCCUGACCAUCCCCAGUCAGCUCAAGCCAUUAAGUAUCAACACCUCUGGCGGCGUGCAGACUGUCCUGAUGCCUGUGAAUAAAGUGGUUCAGUCAUUUUCUACCAGCAAAUUACCUACUGUCCUGCCCAUAAGUGUCCCAAAUCCAGCUGCCCCCAGCUCUGCUCCAGUAGCAAUUGCCAAAGUGAAGACUGAACCAGAAACUCCUGGGCCAAACUGCGUUGUCGCACAGGAGCACCAGGUAGAAGUGAAAACAGAAGAGAGCUCUGAGCUAAACAACUAUGUCAUUAAGGUAGACCAUUUGGAGACUAUCCAGCAGCUCUUGACAGCAGUAGUCAAGAAGAUCCCAUUAAUUACUGCAAAAGGUGAUGAUGCCAGCUGUUUUUCUGCGAAGUCCUUGGAGCAGUAUUAUGGCUGGAACAUUGGGAAAAGGAGAGCUGCUGAGUGGCAAAGAGCAAUGACAGUCCGAAAAGUGUUGCAAGAAAUCUUGGAGAAGAAUCCAAGAUUCCACCACCUGACACCCCUCAAAACCAAGCACAUUGCUCACUGGUGUCGCUGCCAUGGUUACACCCCACCAGACCCCGAGAGCCUGCGACAAGACGGAGACUCCAUUGAGGAUGUGCUUACCCAGAUUGACAGUGAACCAGAGUGCCUGUCGUCCUUCUCGACUGCUGAUGACCUCUGCCGGAAGCUGGAGGAUCUGCAGCAGUUCCAGAAAAGGGAGCCUGAGAACGAGGAAGAAGUGGAUAUCCUCAGCCUGUCAGAGCCACUGAAGACAAACAUUAAAAAGGAGCAGGAGGAAAAGCAGGAAGAAAUGAGAUUCUACCUGCCACCAACCCCAGGCUCUGGAUUUGUUGGUGACAUCACACAGAAGAUUGGGAUUACCCUGCAGCCUGUGGCACUGCACAGGAACAUGUAUGCCUCAGUAGUAGAGGACAUGAUCUUAAAGGCCACGGAACAGCUGGUGAGUGACAUCCUGAGACAGGCACUGGCGGUUGGAUACCAGACAGCAUCUCCCAACAGGGUUCCCAAAGAAAUCACAGUGAGUAAUAUUCAUCAGGCCAUUUGCAACAUUCCUUUUCUGGAUUUUCUCACGAACAAACACAUGGGGAGACUGAACGAGGAUCACUGACUACAGUGAAGAGACCCCGAGAGGCGGGAUGGAAGCUGUGUCUGCACUGUGCAAACUGUGGCCCUUGUGUUUGGGGAAAGCUGGUGUUCUCUGUUGGAAUGCCAUGGCUGCCAAACCAUUCCUUCCAUCUAACUGUGUGUUAUACAAGGGCAUCGAGUCCCAGGUGCCCCCCUUUUAAGACAGAGUCGUUUCCAAUUCUGGAGGGAAGCUGAACAGACACAGCUUUGUCAGUUUGCAUUUCCUUACUCUGACAAGGCUCUGCAGGGUCUUGGUGUGAGACAACCUGUUCUUUCUCUGUGCAUACACAGGGUGCUUGCACCCUCUUUGGAGUGUGCUUGGGUUCACCUGAGGCCUGCUUUUCAGAAGGCGAAAAUAAGCCCAGCAUACUGGGCUGGGGAACUCUAAAGAAAAAUGGAGCAAGCAAGUACCUUCUCCCACCUUGCCUCAGCAUAGAAGGGCUACACUCUUGGCCAGUGUGUAUCAGCUACAGAGAGGGUAAUACGCCAUGUGGCAAACCCAAGGCCAAGGAGGCUGCACUGAGACUGUGUUACAACAGUGUUGAGGGGUCCCAACAGAGUUUAGAAGGCAUCAGGCCUGUGCUUGUGUAACCCAGGAACUACAAGUGUUAGUGUAGGUAUCGACCUCAAAGCCAGGCCCUUGAGCCGUGUGUGAUCUUCCUAUUCGUGUGAGCUUCAGAAGCUCUUGCUGCUGCCCCAUGUCAAGGGGAGGGAGGAAGCUCCAGUGCAGACCUUUCUAGGAUUGUCCUCUUGGUUGACUGGAGUCCUGUCCUUCUCUGCCAAAGAGUUUUACCAAGAUGAAAAGGGUUGAAACACCUGUGAGUGCCUUACCGUGGGAAACCUGCUCUAGCCCCGUGUGCUACUGCUCAGGAGCAGAGCCCCUCAGAGAGAUGUGCACACAGGAGGCUCUAGCACCAGUGCACAGUGCGCAGACCCUGGGGACUCGCCAGUCCUCCUAACUAUUAUGGGGACACAGGAAAGACCUCAGUCUAAGUUGUAAACAUGUUCUUUUUAUGCUCAAGGGAAACUUGAAAUAUCUGAGUAAAAGUCAAAGAAAUUUACCUAAGCAACAUAAAGCCUGUUCUCCGAGGUCCUGUAGGUAGAUGGAAAUACUGCAUGGAGGAUAAAAUAUACCUUUAAUUCAGCUCCUGAGAGCUGCAGGUCCAGAAGGGACCCACUGUGCAGGGGCUGGGCAAGCAUAGCCUAUGGUAUAAAUUGGCUUAAGGAUUUGGCCUACAGACCAUAUAGCAGAUUGAUAGGCUGACACACGGAUUUGUUCAGAAGUGGACAGAGACCUACAUGGUAGACCAUCCCAAUGAGAACAGGAUCAUUUGUUGUGAUGAAAACCUAAAGAAAUUACUUUUUUGCUUAAAAAAAAAAUAGUUUCCGUGUAUGUUAAAGUUUCAAGUGUUUUUUUUUUAAAUCAUAAUGUGUAAUAAUUGUGUAUCAUUUUGUCUACAAUAAAACGUUUAGUAUUUGCAAUGGC
This is a messenger RNA of Grammomys surdaster, 5850 nucleotides long. It is a transcript of the gene Yeats2, whose product is annotated as YEATS domain containing 2. Gene Ontology annotation, molecular function: histone binding. Gene Ontology annotation, cellular component: NuA4 histone acetyltransferase complex. Bases 124 to 4347 code for a protein of 1407 amino acids. The transcript has 31 exons. NCBI's taxonomy places the organism in Eukaryota, Metazoa, Chordata, Mammalia, Rodentia, Muridae. Gene Ontology annotation, biological process: regulation of transcription by RNA polymerase II; chromatin remodeling. The record is from RefSeq and is a predicted model, not a curated record.